Messenger RNA from Metarhizium brunneum ARSEF 3297, 780 nucleotides. It is a transcript of the gene lamB, whose product is annotated as Lactam utilization protein lamB. The record is from RefSeq and is a predicted model, not a curated record. Lineage: Eukaryota; Fungi; Ascomycota; Sordariomycetes; Hypocreales; Clavicipitaceae. Gene Ontology annotation, biological process: carbohydrate metabolic process.
AUGGCGUCCAAGUUGGCUCAAAAAUACGAAAUCAACGCCGACAUAGGGGAAGGAUUCGGCCGAUGGAAGAUGGGCCCGGACGAGGAGCUCAUACCCUUUCUCGACGCCGCAAACAUUGCGUGCGGGUUCCACGCCGGCGACCCCUCCAUCAUGCUCAAGACGGUCCGCCUCUGCAAGCAGCACAAUGUCAGAGUAGGCGCGCACCCCGGGCUGCAGGACCUCUUCGGCUUCGGCCGCAGAAAGAUCGAAACCGACCCCGGCGACAUGUACGCCAUGGUUCUCUACCAGGUCGGCGCCCUCAAGGCCAUGCUGGAUGCCGAGGGCGUCCCGCUGUCCCACAUCAAGCCACACGGCGAGCUGUUCUUUUACAUGCAGCGAGACCGGGGCAUCAUGAAGGCCGUCCUGGAAGCCUGCGCCCCGUUCAACGUCCCCGUCUACGCGUGCCAAAACCCAGAACAAGAGGCCAUGUGCGCCGAGAUGGGGAUCCCCUUCCAGGGCGAAUUGUACGUCGACAUUGACUAUUCGCCCGAGGGAAAGCUCGUCCCCGUGUCGCAGUCGAAUCCUGUCACGCCGGAAUUGUGUCACGAGCGUGUUGUUGCUGCCACCACGAUGGAUAGCGGACGGGACAUUAACGGGACGCCGUUUGCGUUUGGGUUUUACGGCAAGCCUUUUAGCAUUUGUCUUCACUCGGAUGCGCCAACGGUUUUGCAAAACGUCAAGUUGGUGCGUAGGGCGGUGGAUCAAGUCAACCAGGAAAAGUUUUCGAAAAGAGAAAAUUAA